UUCGCUGAAUUGAUCACUGCCAUAUUUCAUUGGAAUCUCCCCCUGGGGACAGCGUGGAGAUAAGAUAAUCCGCCCUUUGCCAAUUUCCCAACAAAGACAGCAGCUUUAAAGGGAGUGGUCUGUGCGCCUGUCGGACAGCAGUGUUUCCCAGACACCUCCAAGACAACUCCAAGAGUCCUUCGUCUUUUUGUGCGCAAACAUGGCCCCAGACUUUUCCAAGAACUCAGAGGAGAAGCCGGAGCCUCUCAAGGCAGAAGUAAAAGGAAGCAUCCCCGAUUGGUUACAAGGCACCCUGCUGCGUAAUGGCCCCGGAAUCUUUAGUGUGGGGGAAACCAGCUACGAGCACUGGUUCGAUGGGAUGGCCAUCAUGCACAGCUUCGCCUUUAAAGAUGGUGAAAUGACCCACAGAAGCAGAUUCCUCAGAGGUGACACUUACAAAGCAAACAUGGCUGCAAACAGGAUAGUUGUGUCUGAAAUGGGGACUAUGGCCUAUCCAGACCCCAGCAAGAACUUCAUCUUCAAGGCUAUCACCUUCCUCAACCACACGGUGCCCGACUUCACGGACAAUGGUGCAAGCAAUUUCAUCAAAUAUGGAAACGACUACUAUGCCACCUCUGAAACAAACUACAUUCUUAAGAUCGAUCCUGUGACCCUGGAGACUAAGGAAAAGGUGGACUACAUGAAGUACCUGCCUGUAAACCUGGCUUCAUCCCAUCCACACUACGACAAGGAGGGCAACGCCUACAACAUUGGAACUUCAAUAGCGGAAAAGGGCAAGACGAAAUACACUCUGUUCAAAGUCCCUGCAGUUUCAGAGAAAGACAAAGACAAGAAUGCCCCUGCACUGAAGAACGUGGAAGUGGUCUGCACAGUCCCCUGCCGCUCCCUGCUUACACCGAGUUACUACCACAGCUUCGGCAUGACGGAAAAUUACUUCAUCUUCAUCGAGCAGCCAUUCAAACUGGACAUCCUCAAGAUGGCCACGGCGUACAUGAGGGGAGUCAGCUGGGCAAGCUGUCUGAAGUUCUGCCCUGAGGAAAAUACUCUGAUCCACCUGAUAGACAGAAAGACCCGCAAAGUAGUUGAGACGAAGUACUACACUGGAGCAAUGGUCGUCUACCAUCACGUGAAUGCUUUCGAGGAUAACGGCCAUGUUGUCUUUGAUGUCAUUGCCUACGAUGAUACCAGCCUUUAUGACAUGUUCUACCUGAGCAAGCUGAAGGAAAACGCUGGGUCACAUGACGAGACCUAUUCCAAACCAAGCUACAGGAGAUUUGCACUUCCCAUCCAUUCAAACAAGAGCAUUGCAGUUGGAGAGAACAUGGUGCAACUCAAAUACACAACAGCCAGAGCUGUGAAGGAGAAAGAGGGCAAACUGAUGUGCCAGCCAGAGGUGUUCUGUGAAGGUUUUGAAUUACCCAGAAUCAACUAUGACAUCAACGGACAGAGACAACGUUUUGUCUACGGCAACUGUGUGGAGGAAUCUGCUCUGGCAAAAGAGAUCGCCAAGCUUGACACAGAAACCAAGAAAAUGGUUUAUUGGAAGGAAGAGAACUGCUGGCCAUCAGAACCCGUGUUCAUCCCCAAACCAGCCGGAGAGACAGAGGAUGAUGGUGUGGUCUUAACAUCAGUUAUCAACUCCAACCCAGGCCAGUCUGAUUUCAUCCUGAUUCUAGACGGCAGGACAUUCAAGGAAGUCGCUCGAGCAUACGUGAGCACGGAGCUCCGCAAGGACAUGCAUGGAUUUUUUAUCCCGCAAGGAAAUUAGUCAUUUGGAUAUGGAUAUUUACACAUAGGAUGACACAGGAAAGGAACCGAUUUUAAUAUUGAAAAUAUUGUGUUUUAGACAGAAGUGUGAUGAGGAUCACGUACUGUAGUUUCAUGGAUUGCCUCAUCACUGUCAAAUUAAACAUUUUUUAUCACAGCCAAACAAUUUUUUCAUACUUAUUCAUAUUUGUUGAUUUUGUGUGGAUCAAUUUAUAACAUGUAUAUAUCAUUGUUUAUUAUGUAGCCUACAUUAUUCUCAUUGUACUGCUAUGACUGUCAUUGUACAAAAACAAAACAAAAAUGUGCCAUGUUUUCCCAAUCUUUGCCAUAUAAGAAUAAAUCAGAUGUGGGGCUGUCACGGUGAGCAGUGGUGGUUAU
Messenger RNA from Paralichthys olivaceus (Japanese flounder), 2145 nucleotides. It is a transcript of the gene bco1, whose product is annotated as beta-carotene oxygenase 1. Gene Ontology annotation, biological process: carotene catabolic process; retinal metabolic process. NCBI's taxonomy places the organism in Eukaryota, Metazoa, Chordata, Actinopteri, Pleuronectiformes, Paralichthyidae. The record is from RefSeq and is a predicted model, not a curated record. Gene Ontology annotation, molecular function: carotenoid dioxygenase activity; beta-carotene 15,15'-dioxygenase activity.